Molecule: messenger RNA, 1224 nt
Organism: Penicillium egyptiacum
Lineage: Eukaryota; Fungi; Ascomycota; Eurotiomycetes; Eurotiales; Aspergillaceae
Source: the annotation of a GenBank genome assembly
AUGGACCAGUCGUUCGACCUCCCAGACUCCACCGAUUGGUUGGAAACGCCACUUUCACUACUUGCGCCGUUCGAAUCCUCAUUACGAUGUCAGGUGUGCAAGGACUUCUUCGAUAACCCCGUCAUUACUUCCUGCAGUCAUACGUUCUGCUCGUUGUGUAUUCGCCGUUGCCUCAGCACCGAAGGCAAGUGUCCAGCGUGUCGGAGCUCCGACCAGGAGCUCAAAUUGCGUCGCAAUUGGGCAGUGCAGGAACUCGUCGACGCGUUUAAAUUGGCACGGCCUAGUGUACUCGAUCUCGCGAGGAGCGAAAACACGCGCCUUGCUAGGGGAGAGGAAGAGAUAGAGAAGCCGACCCAAAAGAAGCGGAAGGUCAAUCAGGUGGAAGAAGAGGAGCUACAGGUCCUAGAAACAAAUUCACAAGGCCGACGGACUCGCUCUCAAAGAUCCAUAGAUAUCUCUGCACGGGAACGAACUGUUCCUCAGAUCGUACCCGAGGUCAUCGAGGACAGUCAGGACGAUGAAGAAUAUAUGCCCGAAGAUGGGUUGGUCGCAUGCCCAAUAUGCUUUCGCAAAAUGAAGGAAGAGGCAGUGUUUCCACACCUAAACAUACACCAGCAGGAAGAAGAAGCGCCUAAGAAGACCCCUACAAAGCCGGCAUCUUUCGGGUCAUUAAAAGGCGCACCACAAAGAGGCCUCGCCCCCCCCGGCAAACAGCCCGAGCGGCUUCCGGCUAUAAACUACUCCAUAUUAAAGGAUAACGCAUUGCGGAAGAAGCUCCGAGACCUCGGAAUCCCGGACUGGGGCCAGAAACAACUGUUGCAGAGACGUCAUACGGAGUGGAUGAACUUGUGGAAUGCAAACUGCGACUCCAAACACCCCAAGUCUAAGCGGAUCUUGCUCCAGGAACUGGACAUUUGGGAACGCACUCAGGGUGGGCAUGCGACAGCGCCGUCGCCAUUCACCACUUCCAGUAAUGUGAUGCGCAAGGACUUCGAUGCCAGUGAGUGGUCAAACAAUCACGAUGACGAUUUCAAGCGUUUGAUUGCAAAUGCGCGUAAAAAGCGUGAGGCCAAGGCACGACAGACUAUACCUGGAGGAUCUCCGUCUUCAUCUGGACAGAAGGAAACACAAUCCCAGCAGGGUGCUGGAUUACCGGUGAAUGGUGCACGCGUUGAGCUCGGCCCAGACACCGAUGGCAAUCAUGUUGUUGACCUAUCAGGGUGA